Molecule: messenger RNA, 1242 nt
Organism: Peronospora belbahrii
Lineage: Eukaryota; Oomycota; Peronosporomycetes; Peronosporales; Peronosporaceae
Source: the annotation of a GenBank genome assembly
AUGGAGCUUACGUGGGUGUUAGCGCUGCUACUAGUGCUAGCAGGCACCAGCUACAUGUAUAUGCAACAUCAAAAAGUAACUAAAAGUCAACAUCGUAAGCUAGAAAAAGGAAAGGUAGAGCUUGUACGUCAACCUCUCCACGUCGUGAACAAGAAGAAGCCUAAGAACAAGAAGAACAAGCAGGUAGAUAUGAUGGCAGAGUUUAAGAAGAAGACGCAGGCAAAUUUGGUGCAGGAAGAAGUGAAUGAACACCCGAAUAUGCUUUAUCUAAUUGAUGGACAUAAAUACAGCGUCACGGCUGCCACAUACAGUCCAAACGGUCGCUUCCUGGCCACUGCCAGCUCCGAUCGGUCAAUCCGCCUUUACUUCCGUGAAACGCUCAUGAAUAAGAACCCCAAGCUGCAUCGAAUCAAUAUCGAAUACGACCAUGUUACAUCCAUGAGUUUCAGCUCGGACGGACGCAGUCUAGUGGUUGCAACGGAAAACGGCACGGUAAAAGUCUACCAAAAGCUGCGUGUCAAACCGGAAAUCGUGACAGACUUUCCUGUUGCGCACAAGACGGAUGUGCACUCUGUGCUCAUGAACGAUAUUGGCAAGUGGGCGACGAUCAUUACGUGCGCGGGUGGUUCAGACACAGAUAUCAAGUUCUGGAACUUAAAUGGCGAGCUGCAACAAACGGUGAACACAAAUCAGGUUGCCAAUUAUCACUGCGUCGGCUCGAAAGACAAUCGAUACAUCGCAGUUGCAGCGUACACACCGGAGGUUAAGAUUUAUGAAAUUACACGCGAGAAGCUGGGCACUUUCAAGAAAGUGAACAAGAUCAUGACCUUGCAAGGACAUAGAACGGGCGUGAUGGAUCUUGCCUUUAAUGGCUCAAAUGUGCUUCCGGCAAACCGUGUAGUGACGAUUUCCAAGGACGCAUCGGUCCGUCUAUGGGACAUUAAUGUACGAUACACUGUCCAAGAGGAUCCUAAGGUGCUGUGGGCAUUUACUGCCAAAGAAGAGAAGCCGUUUGAGGGAGUUGAUUUUGCGCCCUGUGGAAAGAUUGUGGUCAUGGUGCGGGGUAAAGAUCUUGUGUUUGUCCGGAUCAGUGAUAACGAGGAGUUCUACGUCAUUCCCGACGCGAUUGACGAUACGAUUAAGCGCACCGUGUUUUCUCCAGAUGGAUCGGAGGUGCUUGUGCUUGGAAAAAAUUGCAAGCAUGUUAAGAUUUACAAGACGCCAGAAAAUCAAGUGCAUUGA